AUGCGGCCAGCGUGCUGGCUGCAUUUCGGGACGACUGACACGGGCGAACACUUGGGUACACAGCUGAACACUGGACAGAACAAGUGCGGACAGCGGCGGCUCUCGACCGGGACUGACUCUGCCUCGCCCUGGUCGAUACCCUGCUCCCCCCCUCCGCCCCGGGACCUGGAGCCCCCUCCCCCCUACAGCUGCCUCACCCCCUGCCGGACCCUGCCGCCCUCCUUGUACAACAGGUUAGCAUGCGUGCGCCGCCUGUAA
Molecule: messenger RNA, 258 nt
Organism: Danaus chrysippus (African queen)
Lineage: Eukaryota; Metazoa; Arthropoda; Insecta; Lepidoptera; Nymphalidae
Source: the annotation of a GenBank genome assembly